UUUGUGUCAUGUGUAAUUAAAUCUAAAAAUACGCAACAAAUGAUUAUGUAUUUAGUCUAAUUAUCGUCCGUUACUUGAAUCGGUCCAACCGCAGCAUGAUUAGAAGCUUGCCGUACGAGGUGAUUAACUUAUCAUGACUGACCACAUCUACCGAUGGCUGAUUUGUACAGUUACAAAAUGAAGUUAUUCAUAGCCGGUUGUGUUUUUCUAGCGUACUUCGUACACGCACUGGUGGCACGUCAGAAAGGUUGUUCCUUUUCGGUGCAUGGCCAAAGUGAGAGGAAUGCGCCGAUUUUAUUGCAAAAGGACAUGUCUUUAGUGGUGCCCAAUAAUGGUCGAGUCGAGCUGGGCAGUUGGGAGAAGAUAACAGUGGCCUGUCCAGAUCCCAAGAAUUAUUUAAUCGGAUUUCAGUCAAACAUGACGCAAGCACAAUGUGUGCAAGGCAGCAUUCUCCGCAUGGGAAACCACGACGUGAAUUUCACCCAUUUCCUCGGCGAUUUCCACUGCAAGAAGAUAGUCAGGGGGACGGUAUCCAAGACUACGAAAAAAUGUGGAGGCAAUAAGGGUCACAUUUACAAAAUUGGUUAUCCUAUAUCUCCGGGGCUCUUCAUUAAAGUGAUCGAAGUCUGCUACGACGCCUCCGCAGGACAAACCUUGUACACGAAACACUCACUACACGGGCAAGACAUUAAACACGCUUCCAAAUCGAGUUAUCGCCCCGGUUUCAGUCCUGAAGGUUCUGCUGUUUCCGUUUCCAUCGCGUAUAAACAAACGUUCCAAAAAGCUACUUUCAGUAAAUUAUUAAAAUCAGCUUUACUCGCUGAAGAGUACAUUAACAAAAAGUCUUAUCUGGUACGCGGACACCUGUCGCCGGAUGCGGAUUUCCUUUUUGCGGCUACGCAAUUCACGACUCACUACUAUAUAAACGUGAGUCCGCAAUGGCAGGCGAUUAAUGCGGCUAACUGGAAGAAGAUUGAAUACCUUGUUCGAAAGUUUGCAGAUGGUGUUAAGAAAAGCUUCAUGGUAAUAACAGGGACGUAUGGGGUUUUGACUGUUCCUGAUGCUAAGGGUCAAGAUGUUGAAAUUUUUCUUGUUUCUGGUAGGAAAUUACCAGUGGCUAAGUUUGUGUGGAAAAUUGUAUAUUCGACACAAAGUAAAGAUGCUAUUGUGUUUGUUAAUUUGAAUAACCCGUUUAUUGGAGGCCUAGAAACUAAGGAUAUAUUGUGUAAGGAUAUUUGUAAGGAAUUCGGAUGGGGAGCUGCGUCUUGGUCAGACUUUGGACGUGGUUUUGUGUAUUGUUGUGAUUACAAGCAGUUUGCUGCUGCGGUUGAAACUGCACCUAAACUUCAAGUUCUGGGUAUUCUCCGAGGGCCAAACUAGUUAAUUUGUGUAUAUUUUAGAAAAUGACUGGUCAGGUUUUUGUUACUAACAGCAUAUAGUACUUGUGUUGUUAAUGAGUUAAGGACGUAAUAAAUUAUUCUACCUCA
This is a messenger RNA of Zophobas morio, 1487 nucleotides long. RefSeq lists its product as uncharacterized. Lineage: Eukaryota; Metazoa; Arthropoda; Insecta; Coleoptera; Tenebrionidae. The transcript has 5 exons. Gene Ontology annotation, biological process: apoptotic DNA fragmentation. Gene Ontology annotation, cellular component: nucleus; mitochondrial inner membrane. Bases 154 to 1380 code for a protein of 408 amino acids. Gene Ontology annotation, molecular function: metal ion binding; nucleic acid binding; RNA endonuclease activity. The record is from RefSeq and is a predicted model, not a curated record.